This is a messenger RNA of Hyalella azteca, 4490 nucleotides long. RefSeq names its product protein farnesyltransferase subunit beta-like (gene Fntb). Lineage: Eukaryota; Metazoa; Arthropoda; Malacostraca; Amphipoda; Hyalellidae. Gene Ontology annotation, molecular function: protein farnesyltransferase activity. The transcript has 11 exons. Gene Ontology annotation, cellular component: protein farnesyltransferase complex. Gene Ontology annotation, biological process: protein farnesylation. The record is from RefSeq and is a predicted model, not a curated record. Bases 140 to 1582 code for a protein of 480 amino acids.
AUAUAAGUCACAAACUGUACCUAUAUAUUUACUUUGCCUGUUUGCCAGCAAAUUUUAUGCCAAUUUAAAAAUAUUCAUCAUUUAUUAGAUACCUAUUCUACUGAUGAAUGUCCUGUAUUGAACUCAUUUUCCAAGUUGAAUGGAUCAUUUUGAUCAAUCAAGCUUGUGGUGUUGUAGGGAAGACUUCAGUGCUGAUAAAUCACAGCAUCAUGGUGUACCUACUGUCACAUCUAAGGAGCAGAUGAAGGUUGAAGAAAGCAUUUCUGCAUAUUAUCAAUUCAUCUAUAACAAGAAACCCUUCAAAACUGAAGAUCUCAAGCUUGAAAGAAGCAGGCAUGUUGCAUACCUCAGACAUGGACUGAAAAAUCUCUCCAAAUCAUUUGAGUUCCUUGAUGCCAGUCGACCAUGGCUGGUUUACUGGUGUUUACAUGCACUUCAUUUGCUAGAGGAGAGUCUAGAUCUUGAUGAGCAGCAGUCUGUUAUAGAUUUCCUUGCAAGAUGUCAGUGCAGUGAUGGUGGUUUUGGUGGAGGUCCAGGCCAGUUGGCUCACUUGGCUCCCACAUUUGCAGCUGUCAAUGCCCUUGUCACUAUUGGCACUCCUGCUGCUUUUGCUGUCAUCAACAGGCAGAGUCUUGCAGAUUUCUUGGCACGGAUGGUCACGGCUGAAGGAUCGUUCCGCAUGCACGAGGGCGGCGAAGUUGAUAUUAGAGGCACAUACUGCGCUGUGUCAGUUGCCAGGCUAUGCAGGCUUGCCAUCCACCCUCUCAUGUCUCGCACUGCCUCCUGGAUAGUCCAUUGCCAAACGUAUGAAGGUGGCUUCAGUGGAAGUCCUGGCCUGGAGGCACAUGGCGGUUAUACCUUUUGUGGCCUUGCUGCCUUGGCUCUGCUCGACUGCCAGCACCUUGCCGACAAUAACAGGCUCUUGCGAUGGGUGGCAAGUCGACAGAUGCGUUUGAGCGGCGGCUUCCAAGGACGCACCAACAAACUAGUGGACGGCUGCUACAGCUUCUGGCAAGGCGCCCUUUUCCCCCUCCUGCACCACACUCUCACCUCGCGAGACAACCAUGCAGACACGGAUUCCUGUUGGCUUUUCCACUGCGAGGCGCUUCAGAACUACCUGCUCGUGUGCUGCCAACACCCUUCAGGGGGCCUCAUUGACAAGCCUGGCAAGUCACCAGAUUUCUACCACACAUGCUACACGCUAAGUGGACUGAGCAUCGCCCAGCACUUCUGCUACGGCAACACCAGCAAGCUGUCCGUCGUGGGACAUGAUGCUAAUGAAGUGGCAAUGACACACCCCCUGUACAACGUGGGCAUGAGCGCCGUGCACGCCGCCAAGUCGUACUUCAUGCAGCAGCCUGACGUGCAACCUAGCGUCUUCUCGGCCUCUCCCUCCUCCGCCACACAUAAUGCAAACCAGGUACCAAGUCGUGUAAACGGCACGAACAACUGCAAUGACCGCAUGGACGCCAGCGCUGACGCAGUGACCGAAGCUUCGCAGCGUCUGCACAUCUCAUUCGCCCAGGCGGCGCCCUCUGUCACACCGAACUCGGGAUGCAGCCUUCGACAGGGUCCUGAUUAAUGUUACUCAUUAUUUAGACCGUGAAAUGUCUAAGUAUAAAUUAAUACGUUGAUGAUGACUAUAGGAAAUAAGGAGAGAACAUGUGCUUUGGUUUAGGCUUCAUUAUCUCUUCUCCAACCUGCUUCAAUAUAAUGCUCAAGCCAAGUGCAUAAUGUUGACGUCUGCAAUAUACCUCCAUUGUUUUUAUGAGUCAUUCAUAUAUGCUACGUGCAUGAAUAAAUUAUGAUCGUUGGUAUGUUCAUAGAAGCUUAUGUGUACGGGUACGUGAUUGCCAUUGUUUGUUCUUGGCAAGUGAAGUGCGGAUGAAAACAUCACAAUCGUUAAUGCUAACUGAGACGCUUUAAGAAAAGACGGUCUCAAAAGCUGAAACCGUCUUAAUGACAAAGAGAAAAAUGACCUUUUAUGCUAGGAUAUUCGUGGCUUGGCUGUAGUGAAUGGAAAAUCUUGUAGCUCUCCUCAACAAGCCGCUUUGUUAUUGUUCUCAUUGAAAUGUUAUAAAUAAACGUAAGAAACUGGUAAGAGUGCCAUGGCCUUGAUGUGCUAUUUUGAUUGAGGUAGUUUUAAGCUUUCAAUAGUAACAACUGGUAUCAAUUGAUAUUCAACCUGUCGAUAUGUGACGAAUUUUACGAAGAUUUUCCCUUUCAAAUUCGUGUUUUGUUUCUUCUAAAUAUCUCCUCAGACUAGUGAAGCACACAGUGAUUUUCUAUCUCGUACCGACUUCUAUCGAUUGCUUCUGCACCUGAACGCUAAUUGGCUAUGUUGAGAAGAAAGACUUCCUACAAAAUGACGGCAUUGCUGGUGUUGCCGACACACUAUAAUAAUUACGGUCUUGCUAGUACAUCAAUCAUUUCAGUGGCUAGUAAUCAUUGCUAGUACAUCAGUCAUUUCUAUUAGCUGACAAAAUGCUGACGUGAAGCCUGAGUCUGUCAACUGCGAGAUCUUGUAACCACCGUAAACAUUUUUAGCAAGUCGCUUCACGGUUUCUGAGCUCUUACUGAAUUUAAUGCGUCGUAAUCUCUGCUAGGAAUUCAUAAUAAUUGUUAUUCGAGCGUGGCACGCCAUGCGUAAAUUGUGGGUUCAUAAAUUACAGUCUAAAAACGAUGCAAAGCUUAGGCGCAAAUCCGGGCAGUAACGAAUAUUAGAAUCGUAAAACGUUUCAUAGCAUUCGGAUGAGCCAGAGUUUGCAAAAGUAAUUAGUAAUAAAACCUUAUCGACCUGACGAGACAAAAUUAUGUUCUGUUUAUGAUGUUUGCAUUGGGGCUGUGCACAUUUUUACUCUCGCUAGGAAUAGAAAGUCCGACGCUUAAUUGUUCAAUGUAAUUUAUUCCUUAAGAAAGUGACUGUGAAUGCUGUGCAUGUUUACUGGCUCUGUCCUGCUGCUGGUAUAGCCCUUACUGUCCUCUCUUAUUCAACUCUCCGCUUCCGAGGCUCAGGUCGCCAUGAAAAUUAGAUAUUAACUAACGGCAUCCACUAAAUUGGCUAUAAUUCGUGCCUUGAAUCUUUGUCAAGGCUAAAAUUCACUUGGACGAACCGAAUGACCUGUUCCAAGAAGUCCUCAUUACGCCGCAGUAAAUCGUCAAAUAUUCUCGUUUUUGUGGUCGACUGAGGCUGUCGUGUGCGGAGGAGUGAUGCAAGUCCCUAGGCUGUGUCUAUGUCCCAUUAUUAGUAUUAAAGAAGUACGAUGUGUUCACGGUUCAAUUCUUGUUGUUGCUGCUGCUGCUGCUGCUGCUGCUGCUGCUGCUGCUGCUGCUCUACAAUGUUCUAAUCACUAAGUUAUUUAAUCAUAUUGAAGGUAUUUUCAAAGUUAUCUGCUAAUGACGCUUUAUAAAGUGUUCUUUAUGUCCCAAGAAUUGGGUCGGAAUUAAUCACUCAGAUAAAUUAUACCUUAGAAGCAGCGCCCGUUGAUCUUUUUUAGGUAUCGUAUUUUAGAUUGAAAAUACCAAUUGCUCUCGAAAACGAGAAUUGUCACGCCAGUUCAUUUAUAUUCGCCUCGGCACUCUAGUUGAAUAGGCAGAUCUGAUUAGGUCAAUGUUGAUUGCGAAUAACGCGAUCGUUGAUACGGGUUGAUUUGGUGGACUACGGGAGGAGUAAAAAUAUUCAAAUAUGUCGGGAUAGCUCGAACCAGGUUUGUUUUUCGUUUUGGCUUUUGAUUUUUAUCAACUGGUGAGCGUUCGAAAAUUUUAUGAACUCUUGCAACUGUGGCACAGAUGUGAGAAAUGAGAAUUUUUUUUCGUUUCACUUCCUGCCGCUUCUUUAAGCACAUGAACAAAUUUGUAUUAUACGAUGGGCUGCUGUGCAUCAAUUAACUAUAUGUAGAAUACUGGUAAUGAGGCUCGUCACUGCCAUAUUGCUGUAGUGUUAAGGAAAGCAGUGUGAAGAAAACUCGUGAUUGUUGAUGAACUCAUCCCUACUCAGGAUUGUUAUUGGUCGAAUCGCGGUAGUGUUAUCGUGGGAUGAACAUGCUUCUUGUGCUAUAUGAUAUGAAACGUAAUAGCUAUUACCCGUUAACGGAAGUGUUAGCGGCCCAUUAACAUUUUAAAAUGUCGAGCAUUGACAAAUAUUGUUUGAAAAACUAUAGCAUCAAUCCGGUUAACGAUUUUUCUCUCUUGUUGACUGAAAGAGAACAUAUUAGAAAUGUUCGCAAUGCUGUCGGUGGAAUGUUAUUAGCGGUGUUAUUAAUCUUAGUCUGCUUAGUUUCCUAUUAUCCCAAAUAUUUUAGGAUAAUCUGAUCAAUAACGUAAGCCGCUCUUGAAGACUUUAAAUGAUCCAUUCGUCUGGGCUUGCUUAUUACUUUAUCUGGCACUUCGUGUCAAUCUUUAAAAAAAAACAAUUGGUGAUGCGUUGCGAGUUAUUUACUCAAUUAUUUGUAGCGUCAAUUGUGAGUAAAGUUCAUUAAAUAUUUUCAGUA